AUGCCUUUGUUACGAUCGUCAAAUCGUCCGACACCUGUACAAUGUUUCUUUUGCCUUUCACCUUCCUUACUCCCUCCACAUCCAUCAGCUUCAUCGCCAAUACGAGACAUCAAGGGGAAGAGUAGGAUAGCAGAGAUAGGCACCAAAUGGAACUGGCAAUGUGAUAGGUGUGGAUGCUGGAAUAUCAGAGAUGAGAGAGGAGAAAUGAUCUCUGAUCUACCUGCUAUGCAUGAUACGGCAUAUAAUGAUCGGUCGUUCUCGUUAAGAGCUAAACCAUCUUCAUCACAUUUACCGUCAUCUUCCUCAACGUCACCAUUCUGUCAUAGCUGCUUGGCAAACCAGACUUUGAUCAUGAACAUGUUGGCUAAUUAUCUUCCGGAUGACGAGGACCAUUCAUAUCCAAUGCUAUACGCCGAACUACCUAAUUACUUGACUAAACUCCAUUCUCGUUACCCUCCAGUAUGCAGGAGUUGUCAACCUGCCGUUGACGAGAUUCUCAAGAAAAGUGAUCAUAGGGCUCAAGUAGAAGCUUGGGGUUCUGCCCUAAACAGAGGUUUCCGAACAUCUGAUACCCAUGCCGACUCGAGCAAAAGGGAUAUGAAUACUGUGGGAAAGGGUGACAUCAUUACUUGGAGUCUGAGAGGAGCUUUAUGGUGGACUGGAUUAGGAUUAAACUGGGGUCAUGGGUUAUUGGCGACAAUGAAGCCUGCUCGUUUGGAAAGGAUGUUCCACUCAGAUAUACCUCUACUCCCGUCUACAUCGAUAUUAUUGCUUGGCUUCAACAUUUCAUCCAUAUUGUGGAUAGCGUGGGAUCCAUAUUGGUUGAAACGAGCCAGAGGUAGAAGUAAAGUCAAGGUUGAAGGAAGAGACAUUUGGGUUAGGAAUAUGGUCCUGAUCAUGAUACUGAGAAUUGCGCAGAACUCAUUGAUCUGUUACGAUUCAUUUGGAAAACUGAGCCGAAGCUGGAUCAUCACGAUGAUACAGAUGGGGUUCGCUUUGGAAGUGACUCUUCUCCUCCACUCAUUAAUGAGUAUACGAAUAUCGCAACCUGUCCCCAUAUCACUAGUACGACCCGUAUCCAUCUCUUCUUCCCCAGCCCCUCAUCAUCCCACAUAUGUGAUACCACCUCAUCCUUCUUCACCGGCUGCUUUCUCUUCCUCAUCACUAUCUCAUCCAUCCUGUCAAGCCACGCGUCCUAUGCAGGUCAAUCCAAUCUUCGGUCAAGCUUCACUACAUCAACCCUUACCCAUAUCUUCAAUUGACGGGGAGCCGAUGGACUGGGAACCAUCCCUAUCUACUCGACAACCCUUACUAUCUCCCGAAUACGAAGAUGAUUAUUUCUUUCGAGAAAACGGUAAAGAGAACUGGGAUAAAUUCGGCAUGGGUAAACAGAGAAUGUUUCAUAAUCAGGAUGAAACUGGAUUGGAGAAUCUACUGGCGGGUUGGGAUAUUGGUGAAAACAAGAACAUCAAUAGUCAAUCUAAUCAAUCAAGAAAUGUCACUGUCAAACACCAGACCGAUUCACAAGGGAUGAGGAUACUUAUAAGGAGACUUGGAAUUGGAUUCGUAAUCAUCAGAGUUUUGGGCUUGGCGUUCACUUUGGUAACUUUGAAACCGAAUUAUGAUUUACCUUCAGCUUCACCUUUGACUGGAAGUGGUAAGUAUGUGAAAGUCAUCAGUCAGUAUAUAUCAAUUCUGGAGAUUGUGCUUUCUGUCGUUCGACUACCAACGAUAAUCAAUCUAAAUGGCGGCAUCUUAAGUGCCCUUAUUCUCCAAUCUGCAUGGUCGGCGAUAGAUAUCGUGGCGAGAUCGGCGAUGGUAUUUCCGUCUAGCAAAGGCUCGAACGUAUCUUUGACGAAAUCGUUCCUGCACGAUACGGACAGCUUAGAAUGGUUACUUUGGGGAACAAUGGAUGCUAUAGGUGUAGCUGUACAAUCGUGA
Molecule: messenger RNA, 1941 nt
Organism: Kwoniella shivajii
Lineage: Eukaryota; Fungi; Basidiomycota; Tremellomycetes; Tremellales; Cryptococcaceae
Exons: 7
Coding region: 1-1941 (646 amino acids)
Biological process (GO): nuclear inner membrane organization
Cellular component (GO): chromosome, centromeric core domain; nuclear inner membrane; mitotic spindle pole body
Source: RefSeq, a predicted model, not a curated record